AUGGAUCCUAUCCAAGAUCCAAAUGGCUACCUACCCCGACCAAGCGGUACCGUCCCUCGCCAAUAUGCCAUCCCCGCUGCCUCCGGCGUCCCUGGCCACCAGCGGCAGCGUUCUGGAGUCCUCAGCUAUGCCGAACAUGAGAUGAUGAGGCAGAGGAAAACGCCAUAUGGCCGAUUGUCCGAGCAAGACACGGCCGUGCUGGAUAAGAGCGUCCAGUUCCCUGCUUCCAAACAUGUCCUCCUGUCAGCUUCUCCCGACUUCCAGCGGAAUACCUCUUCUCUUACGCCGCAGUGGGCCGGCUCUCAUCAGCCGCAACAGCGAGGUGGCAUGUCUGGUUCUGACUUUGCAACAGACGGGAGAUACGACAGGCAAUCGCAGCCGUUUCCCUACAGACCAGCCUGGGACUUUCCCGGUGGUCUCGACUCGAUGCUAAAUCAGACUCUACCACUCCAACCAACACAGAGGUAUUAUUUUCAACAUGGAUCCAACAUCCCUACCGUUCUUCCCUCCACCCUCCACUCUCAAUUCGGGCCUACGGCGUCGGCAGGCCAAGAGGUAUACGGACCAUAUUGGCCGGACGGCACUUACAAUCCCUAUCGUCCAGCAUCCAUCCGAGACAGUCGAGUCUUUCCACGCGCCCCUGCUGAACGAUUUCCACUAGAUCAUCAUGAUCUACAGUCCCAGACUUUGAGGAAACCGGGGCGGCUCCCAGCUGCAGAAGACAACCCCUACAUCCAGAAUCCUCCGCCACACUUUUUGAGUACCCCAGUGAAUUUUGUCAAGUCACCCUCAUCCAAGUGGAAUUACUCUACAAAUGCGUAUCACACUGCACAGUAUCCCUACCAUCAGCCUUAUUCGGGCACCGAGCACUCCCUGUCCGGCUCGAUGGUCGCGGCGAAACCGGCCUUGAACUCUCUCAUUCCUGCACCUAGUUCAGAGCGAAUCGCGUUUAGGGAUAGGGCUUUUGCUUGGGCGAACGGGGUCUAUACGGAGCUUCUUCAGACGAUUCGAAAUAGCACAAAAGAGCAGCGGGCGAACAUACACGCCGGGGCCGGUACAAGGACAGCAACGAAGCCUACGAUCUUUCCUCGGCCGCCUAUGAGAUCCGGAUCGCAUUUUCAGGAGGAAUCGAGCGGCCAGUUGAGCCGGACCCAAGAAACGUCGAAAAAUCCCAUCUUUCAUGUUGGUAGUCAGCAAUCUGUCCUCGACCCUCCUCGGCCUCAAACGGCUAUCUUCAGGCCCCAAAAAACUCACAAUGACCAUGAUUUCAAAGCGUUCCAAGGGCAAAGAGAGCCACAACACAUACCUCCGGAUAGAAUCCCGGAAGUUCGGCAGGUUCGCAACUCAACGACUGCGGACGCGCCCCAACCGCCGUCUUUCAAUGACUCGGCAAAGGCAGCUCUGGGAACGAUGGAACUGCUCUGUCAAGAGGCCGACACCCCCUGGGUGGAUGGCAUGCUAUUAGCAGGAUGCCUGGCAUAUGGGCUUGGUAACUACGCCAAAGCCGAAGAAUGGUAUCAGGCAGUGUUAAGGCAGGAUGCCUGGCAUGUCGAAGCCAUGUCCAACCUUGCUGCGACUUAUCAUGCUCUUCAUCGCCGUGAGGAUGCGCUUCAGUACUGGUCGGACGCCGUUAGCUUGAGACCCAGUUAUUUUGAGGCGGUUGAGCAUCUAAUCGGGCUAUUGUGUACAAGCCACCGUACGAGAGAAGCAGUCAGUGUGAUCGAAUAUGUUGAAAGCACGCUGCGCAUACGACCUGAAGACUCCCAAACGGCGUGGGGUGAACUGAGUGACGCAGAAAGCGACACCAGGAGCCACACCUCCAGCAUCGCCACCGUGGCAUCAUACGAUACUGGUCAAUAUGACUUCGACAUCGGCUCGGGCAACCUGCACUCGGCGUGGGGACUUGAGACUCAACCGCCGGGCUUUGGGUCAAGCGGUUACGCGAUUCCAGGGGCGGAUAAUGGUCGCAUGUUGGCCCUCAUCCAUGCCAAAGGGAAUAUGCUCUACGCUCUGGGAAACAAUAGCGGCGCCGCAGCCGCGUUUGAAGACGCUGUGUUGAUCGCGACGGGUCAGAGAAACCUAGGCAUCAAAGGGCUGAUCAACGACAUUUUGAGCGCUUGCUUGAGCAACAUCAGAGAUUUGGAGUAUGUUCGGUCCAAAUUAGAAGGCAAGGAGCCAAUCUUGCUUGCACCCGAACACGCCGAAGCCACGGCUAGGCUUAUGUUUCCUCCUGAAGGUGACCUUCCCGGGCUGGAGCAUGUGUCGAUACCGUUCGCCGUCUCAGCUGCCGUCUCUACCACGAGCAACUCUCUUCUUUCUCUCGCCAAGAUCUAUCAGGAUGGCAUGUCUAACGUCACUGAUAUCGGGAGUUUGAGGACUCCGUCGACACGGGAGAUACUUGCGUUAUACUACCUAUCCCUCUCCCUACAGCGGAGCCCGUCCACGGCCAACAACGUGGGUAUUCUGCUCGCAGGUGUCCAGCAAAGCGUACAUCCCGGCCACCUUGCAGACCCGAACUUCGCCCAAUUUUCCAACAUUCCCGGGGUGGUUGCCGGAAGUGGCAUUCAGCUGGCUCUCAUGUACUACAACUAUGGCCUCAAUCUUGAUUCGAAGCACGCCCACUUGUACACGAAUCUGGGCAGCUUGCUCAAAGACAUUGGCCAGCUUGGGGCUGCGAUCAAAAUGUACGAGCGCGCGGUGAGCUGUGAUGGCCAGUUCGACAUUGCUCUGGCGAAUCUUGCAAAUGCCGUCAAAGAUCAGGGCCGGGUGGCGGACGCCAUUGUAUACUAUCGACGAGCUGUGGCCGCAAAUCCCGACUUUGCCGAGGCUGUCUGUGGUCUUGCCACGGCGUUGAACUCGGUCUGCAGCUGGCACGGUCGCGGUGGAGUGUGUGCCGGGGAACGAUUCCGUGAUCGACUUCAUGUGGACGACGUUGGCAUCAAACACGCACCGUCUCGGCCAUAUGGCUGGAUCAAUAGAGUGGUCGAGAUUGUCGACAAACAACUCAAAGAUGGCGAGACCUGGGGCUGCGGGACUUUGACUCCUGCGAUGAUCGAGUCUCUGUCAGCCCAGGUGACGCUACACAGGCAGUCAUUCACGGACAACCGACGAGCUCAAGCAAUGGAUGCUGUGCGGCAGGCCCUACGACUCUGGUCGGGCCAAAAAUGGGAAGGGUCACGCAUUGUGCGACUGGUUGAGCGCGCCAUCCGCCAGAUUGGGUGGCAGUGGUAUCAGGAUCUCUACAAGCACGGAAAGGAAUGCUCGUCCCGGAAGUACGCUCGGCCAUACCUGCCCAGCUCCCUCUCCACUCCAUCGGCACCGACUGUGCUGCCGUUCCACACCUUUACGGCCCCUUUGUCGGCGAAACAGAUUCGACAGAUCUCGCAGCGUAACGCGCUUCGGAUAUCUGUCGGCACGCUUAGAUCGGCGUGGCUGCCGGCCACUGUGUUCCAGCCGCCUGCGCCCCCCAAGCCUUGCCUGAAUGUUGGCUAUGUCAGUUCCGACUUCAACAAUCACCCUCUGGCGCAUUUGAUGCAAUCGGUUUUUGGCCUGCACGAUCCGACUCGAGUGCGAGCGAUCUGUUAUGCCACCACUGCUUCCGACGGCUCGAUUCAUCGACAACAAAUUGAACGCGAAGCUCCGGUAUUUUAUGAUGCUUCCUCUUGGAGCGUUGAACGAUUGGUGAAGCAAAUUGUCCGCGACAAUGUCCAUGUCCUGAUCAAUCUGAAUGGGUACACUCGCGGAGCCCGGAAUGAGGUCUUUGCCGCCCGACCCGCCCCAAUACAUAUGUCGUUCAUGGGGUUUGCCGGUACUCUGGGGGCCGAGUGGUGCGACUAUGUGUUUGCUGACACCAUCGCGGUGCCGCCGGACACACUGGCCCCAUGGCGACGCAAUGUCGACAUCGAAGAUCGGCUCCGGCCCGAUGCCCUCGUGGAAGAUGAAGAUGACUGGGUAUAUGCGGAGAACCUCAUCUUUGCCCGAGACACUUUCUUUUGUGUGGACCACAAGCAAAGCGCCCCUGAGGCCGAAGCAGGACCUCCAAAGCUUCUGGACCGCGCCAGCCGCGAAGCGGCGUGGAACCAAGAGCAGGACAGGCGAUGGAGAAUGAGGAAGGAGUUGUUUCCGACCUUGCCCGACAACGCCGUGAUUCUGGGCAAUUUCAAUCAGCUGUACAAGAUCGAUCCCGCGACGUUCGACAUGUAUCUGCAGAUCCUGCAGAAGGUGCCGAAUGCGGUCUUGUGGUUGUUACGAUUCCCGGAUCUGGGCGAACAGAACCUGCUGAAAUACGCGCGUGAUUGGGCGGGCGCCGAAGUCGCGUCGAGAAUCGUGUUCACGGAUGUCGCGGCCAAAGGAACACACAUUACGCGGGCGUCUGUGGUGGAUUUGUUUCUCGACACCCCGGAAUGCAAUGCUCACACCACGGCCGCCGACGUGAUCUGGUCUGGCACGCCGAUUGUCACCUGGGGCAAGUGGAAGUACAAGAUGUGCAGUCGGAUGGCAGGAAGUAUUGUGGCCAGUGCACUUCCCGAGGGACGUGAAGGCGACGCGGCCCGGCGGGAUCUGCUUGUCAGAGGUGAGAAGGAGUACAUCGACAUGGCCACCAAGCUCGCUCGAGGUCUCCAGUAUCCGACAGCGUCCAGUGCGGCGGGACAGAAGGUCGGAUGGGGAAAGGGCCGGCUGGUGGAUCUUCGACGGAUGUUGUGGGAAGGGCGGUGGACCAGUCGUCUCUUCAACACGAAGCGGUGGGUCAGGGACGUGGAACAGGCGUAUUGGGCGGCAUGGGAGAAAUGGGAGAGGGGUGAGGGCGGCGAUAUAUGGUUACGAAGCGGACGGAAAUGA
Molecule: messenger RNA, 4839 nt
Organism: Capronia epimyces CBS 606.96
Lineage: Eukaryota; Fungi; Ascomycota; Eurotiomycetes; Chaetothyriales; Herpotrichiellaceae
Exons: 1
Coding region: 1-4839 (1612 amino acids)
Biological process (GO): protein O-linked glycosylation
Molecular function (GO): protein binding; glycosyltransferase activity
Source: RefSeq, a predicted model, not a curated record